Molecule: messenger RNA, 5537 nt
Organism: Zalophus californianus (California sea lion)
Lineage: Eukaryota; Metazoa; Chordata; Mammalia; Carnivora; Otariidae
Product: zinc finger protein 432-like
Biological process (GO): regulation of transcription by RNA polymerase II
Molecular function (GO): DNA-binding transcription factor activity, RNA polymerase II-specific; RNA polymerase II cis-regulatory region sequence-specific DNA binding
Source: RefSeq, a predicted model, not a curated record
AGAUAGUGUCAUCUCUGGGCCACUUUUGACUGGUGACUAGAUUUCUAACUAGAAAUUUAGAGCAUAUCCAGAAGAGACAAAGACAAUAUCCCAGUUGCUGGCCAUUUCUCAGAACAGAAGAAAAUGAUCAAUGCCCAGGACCAUGCUGUUACAGGAAUCGCUGACACUGGAGGACGUGGCCGUGGACUUCACCUGGGAGGAAUGGCAGCUCCUGGCCCCCGCCCAGAAGGACCUGUACCGGGACGUGAUGUUGGAAAACUACAGCAACCUGGUGUCAGUGGGGUAUCAAGCCAGCAAACCAGAUGCACUCUCCAAGCUGGAACGAGGGGAGGAACCGUGCACGAAACAGGAGGAAGUCCCCAGUGGAACCCGGCCAGAACCUAGCAAAGUUGAUAAUCACCUGCAAGGUCACUGGGAAAAUCCAAGAAUGCUGAAAGGUAUGGAACAAAACCACAAACACAAUGCAUUUGGAAAUAUUCCUCAAAGCAAAAGUCAUUUUCCUUCCAGGCAAAAUCAUAUGCUUGAGUUCUAUAUAAAAACUUUGAAAUCAAAUUUAAGUUUAGUCAACCAGAGCAAAAGCUAUGAAAUUAAAAACUCUACUAAAUUCAAUGGAGAUGAGAAAUUAUUUCUGCAUGAUAAGCAGGAAGAUUUUAAUUCUGCUAUUAAACUCCCUAUAAGUGCAAAACCUAUUAGCAAUAAGUCACAAGUCGUUAAGUAUCAGAGAACUCGUGAAAUAGAGAAACCCCAUGUAUGCAGUGAAUGUGGAAAAGCCUUCAUUAAGAAGUCCCAGCUCACAGAUCACCACAGAGUUCAUACAGGAGAGAAACCUUAUGGAUGCAAUAUUUGUGCGAAAGUAUUCUCCAGAAAGUCCAGGCUCAACGAACAUGAGAGAAUUCAUAAAAGAGAGAAAUCCUUUCUAUGCAAUGAUUGUGGAAAAGUCUUCACCAUGAAGAGCCGUCUAAUUGAACACCAGCGAACUCACACUGGAGAGAAACCAUAUGUAUGCAGUGAAUGUGGAAAAGGUUUCCCAGGGAAGCGUAAUCUCAUUGUACAUCAGCGAAAUCAUACUGGAGAGAAAUGCUAUGUAUGCAGUGAAUGUGGAAAGGGCUUCACUGGGAAGAGCAUGCUCAUCAUACACCAGCGAACUCAUACAGGAGAGAAACCCUACAUCUGCAGUGAAUGUGGGAAAGGCUUCACCACGAAGCACUAUGUCAUCAUACAUCAACGAAAUCACACAGGAGAAAAACCCUAUAUAUGCAAUGAAUGUGGGAAAGGUUUCACGAUGAAGAGUCGACUGAUUGAACAUCAGCGAACUCACACAGGUGAGAAACCCUAUGUAUGCGAUGAAUGUGGAAAAGGCUUUCCCAGGAAGAGUAAUCUCAUUGUACAUCAGAGAAAUCAUACAGUAGAGAAAUCCUAUGUAUGCAGUGAAUGUGGAAAAGGUUUCACUGUGAAGAGCAUGCUCAUCAUACACCAACGAACUCAUACUGGAGAGAAACCCUACAUCUGCAGUGAAUGUGGGAAAGGCUUCCCCUUGAAGAGUCGACUGGUCGUACAUCAACGAACACACACUGGAGAGAAACCUUACAGAUGCAGUGAAUGUGGGAAAGGUUUCAUUGUGAAUAGUGGACUGAUGUUACAUCAGCGAACUCACACUGGAGAGAAACCCUAUAUAUGCAAUAAAUGUGGAAAAGGUUUUGCCUUUAAGAGCAAUCUUGUGGUACAUCAGCGAACUCAUACUGGAGAGAAACCCUUUACAUGCAGUGAAUGUGGAAAAGGCUUCACCAUGAAACGCUAUCUCAUUGUACAUCAACAAAUCCAUACAGGGGAGAAAUCGUACAUAUGCAGCGAAUGUGGUAAAGGCUUUGCUAUGGAAACUGAGCUCAUUUUACAUCAGCAAAUUCAUACUGGAGAGAAACCUUAUGCAUGCAAUGAAUGUGGUAAAGGCUUCACUGUGAAAAGCCGACUAAUCGUUCAUCAGCGAACUCAUACAGGAGAGAAACCUUUUAUAUGCAGUGAAUGUGGAAAAGGCUUCUCCUCAAAGAGAAAUCUUAUUGUACAUCAGCGAACUCAUAGUGGAGAGAAACCUUAUGUGUGCAGUGAAUGUGGAAAAGGCUUCACUGUGAAAAGCAAUCUCAUUGUGCAUCAGCGAACUCAUACAGGGGAGAAACCCUAUAUAUGCACUGAAUGCGGAAAAGGCUUCACCAUGAAGCGCUAUCUUGUUGUCCAUCAGCGAACUCAUACUGGAGAGAAACCCUAUAUAUGUAGUGAGUGUGGAAAAGGCUUCACAGUGAAGAGUAAUCUCAUCGUACAUCAGCGAUCUCAUACUGGGGAAAAAUCUUAUAUGUGCAAUGAAUGUGGAAAAGGCUUCACCACAAAGCGCACUCUCAUUAUACAUCAGCGAACUCACACAGGAGAGAAAUCUUACUUAUGUAAUGAAUGUGGAAAAGGCUUCACCACAAAGCGCACCCUUAUUAUACAUCAGCGGACUCACACAGGAGAGAAACCCUAUGAAUGCAAUGAGUGUGGUAAAGCCUUCAGUCAGAAGAUAUGCCUCAUACAACAUGAGAGAUGUCAUACAGGAAAAACUCCCUUUGUGUGUACUGAGUGUGGAAAAUCCUAUUCUCACAAAUAUGGUCUCAUUACCCAUCAGAGAAUUCACACGGGAGAGAAACCCUAUGAGUGCAAUGAAUGUGGAAAAGCCUUCACCACAAAGUCAGUACUCAAUGUCCAUCAAAGAACUCAUACAGGAGAGAGACCAUAUGGAUGCAGCGAUUGUGAGAAAGCCUUCUCCCACUUGUCAAACCUUGUUAAACAUAAGAAAAUGCACACAAGAGAAAUGGGUAGAUUCAGUCAAGUUGUAAAUCCUUUAACACAGAGUCACAGCUCAUUACUUAUUAGUGAACUCCUACAAAACAGAAGCCCUAUGAAUGUGAUGACUGUGGAAAUGCCUUCUGUGGCAACGGCUUCUCUGGCAACCAAGACUUCAUUAAACAUCAGUGUUUCCAGCAGAUUGGAAUGUAAUCAUGGUACUGCUGGUUGUUGAUGUGUGUCCUGCGGAGAUUAAAAACUUGUCUAGGAGGUAAAUCUGGGAGCUACAGUGAAUGUGUUGUAGUGCCUUCAGUGAUCCUUACCUCAUAUUUUCUGUCAGUGAAAACAUGUUGGGAAAACUCUGAUACAUUCAAUGUGGAAAUGCUUUGAGCAAAACUUUCUAGCUUCAUUAUAUUCUGAAAAGUGUAUGCUGAGAUAAAUUCUGUGAAUGCAGAGACUAGAAAGGCUUUCAGGGGGAAGGUAGACUUUAUUAUCAGGGAUCAUCAUAAAUCAUCAGUGAGCUUAUUGUUUAUAGAAAUAUGAUUUAAAAAAAAAUUUAUGAUGACCAUGGGAAAGCUCUUACCCAGAAAGAAGACCUCAGUGAGGGUCAGAGUCCACACUGGAGAAAAACUUCAAGAGGACGAUAUAUAUAUAUAUGGCAGGAUAUCAGUGACACAUUCUGCCUCGUUUUGUCAGGAAAUCAUAGAGAAAUGAAAACUUCAUGAACAUACUAAAUGUAGAGCACCUGCAGUCAAAUAUCAGAGAACUUAUGAAGAAAUGAAGUCCUGUGAAAGUGGUAAAUGUCGGUGCUUUUAAAUGUUACAAGUCUGACCUCAUUAUACAUCAGAUAAUUCACCUGAUGUACAUUUUCAGAUGAUACUUUGAAACCCUUUUCUAGUGGCCUUGUCAGUAAUUCCUUAGUUUUAAAAAGUAUAGUCUGCUUUCCUCAUCACUGAUUAUUUAUUGUUAUACACCGUGCAGAGUGUUCUAUGGAGUAUUCUAGGACUACUCUGUAUCAUAAGAUUUUUUACCUUUCUUUGGCUCUAAACUUAAUUGUAAAUUUAGUAUACUGAAGUAGUUUUUUGGCUUUUUUUAAAGAUUUUAUUUAUUUGACAGAGACACAGCAACAGAGGGAACACAGGCAGGGAGAGUGGGAGAGGGAGAAGCAGGCCUCCUGCUGAGCAGGGAACCCGAUGCGAGGCUCGAUCCCAGGACCCUGGGAUCAUGACCUGAGCCGAAGACAGACGCUUAACCAUCUGAGCCACCCAGGUGCCCCACAUACUGAAGUAGUUUAAAAGGAAACUGUUUUAAAUUUAUAAAAUAACAAGUAUUUAUACUUGCUUAACUAAGUUUAUAAAUAUGACCAAAUAUUUUAUAAAACCACCUUCCAAGUUAUUUUUAUAAAAUGUUUAAUUUGAAAUCAUUUUAACUUACAAGAAAUUGCAAAAUAGUCCAGAAGACUUCCCUAGUAUCCUUUACCUAACACCUCCCAGUAAAAACAUUUAUGUAAGCCACAUCUUAUUGAAUCCAGGAAAAUGACAUUGGUAGUAUACUGUUAGCUAAGCCCUUAACCUUAUUUGGAUUUCAUUAGAUUUUCAUGGGUUUUUUUUUAUGUUGUAAUUCUAAGAAGUUUUAUUACAUAUAUAGAUUCAUGUAACCACUACCACAACCAUCACAUAAGACUGUAAUCAACACAGAUUUCCUCAUUAUACCUUUUUAUGCUCAUUCCCUUUAUCCAAACCUACCUCUAGCAACCACUUACCUGUUUUCCAUCAGUAUAAUUGUAUAAUUUUAUGAAUGUUACAAAAAUCAUUUUUACAACUGGAUUUUAUAUAUUUUAUAUAUAGGUUGUAUUUAUUCAUAUAAUUUUUUAUAUUUUUUCCAUAAAAGUUAUAUUAUUAACUAUAUACAAAUUUAUAAUUUUUUAUUGGUAGGAAGUAUGUAAGCUUUUCAUGUUUUUGUCAUUUGGCAAAUUGCUCCGAAGACUUACGUGAGUUAAUGGAUGGUUGUUUUUAUUAGUGAGUAAUACACAUACUGGAUGACCAGUUUGUUUAUCCCUUCAUUCUUGGAAGAGAUUUCCUCGUUUCAACUGUUGUAAAGAUGGUAUGAAAUCUGCAUACAGGGUUUUGUGUGAACAUAAGUUUUCAUUUCUCUACAAUAAAUACUCAGGUGUAUGAUUGUGGGGAUGUAUGGUAAGUUGUGUUUAGCCUUAUAAGAAACUACCCUCUUCUAUUAUGGCUGUGCUCUUUUACAUUCUCACCAGCAGUGUAUGAAAUAUUGUUCUGUGUCCUCUCUAGCACUUGGUAUUCAGUGCAUUUGACACUUGAACAACAUGGGGGUUAGGGGCACUGACGCCCAGGCAGUUGAGAAUCCACGUAUAACUUAACUACCAAUAGCCUGCUGUUGACUGGAAGCCUUACCAAUAACAUAAACAGUCGAUUAUGUGUUAUAUACUAUAUUCUUAAAGUAAGCUAAAAGAAAACCAGACUUCUGGGGCGCCCGGGUGACUAAGUCAGUUAAGUGUCUGACUCGGCUUUGGCUUAGGUCAUGAUCUCAUGGGUCGUGGGAUUGAGCCCUGCGUCAGGAUCUGAGCUCAGUGCCAGGUCUGCUUGAAAAAUUCUAUCCCUCUGCCCCUCCCCCUGUUUGCUUGCUCUCUUUCAAAUAAAUAAAUCUUUAAAAAAAAAUAAGACUUAUGGGGAAGACAAAUACCAUAUGAUUUCACUCAU